GGGAGCUGUAACCAUCUCACCACUGAACCCAUUACUUUUCCAAGAUCAGAAAAGUAUUACAUUAACAGGAAUCAUUUCUUAUUCAGAUAAGAAUUCAAGAAGUUGACUACUACAGGAGGGAUCUGAAAAAUGACGGGAGCAAAGAGGAAAAAGAAAAGCGUGCUGUGGGGCAAGAUGCACACCCCCCACUGUGAAGACAUUAAACAGUGGUGUAAAAGGCGCCUACCUAUUUUGGAAUGGGCACCACAGUACAAUCUGCGGGAAAACCUGCUUCCAGACACUGUGUCUGGGGUAAUGUUGGCAGUUCAACAGGUGACACAAGGGCUGUCCUUCGCUAUUCUUUCAUCUGUACACCCAGUCUUUGGUUUAUAUGGAUCUCUGUUUCCAGCUAUCAUUUAUGCCAUAUUUGGAAUGGGACGCCAUGUUGCCACAGGCACCUUUGCCUUGACUUCCUUGAUAUCAGCCAACGCUGUGGAAAGGCUAGUCCCUCAAAGCAGCAGGAACCUCAGCAUUCAGAGUAACUCAAGUGUGCUAGGCUUAUCCGACUUCGAGCUCCAGAGAAUCGGGGUUGCCACGGCGGUUUCCUUCUUGGGAGGAGUGAUUCAGAUGGUUAUGUUUGUGCUGCAGCUGGGCAGUACCACGUUCCUAGUUACAGAGCCUGUGAUCAGCGCGAUGACCACGGGGGCCGCCACCCAUGUUGUGACUUCACAAGUCAAGUAUCUCUUGGGAAUAAAAAUGCCAUAUAUAUCUGGACCACUAGGAUUCUUUUAUAUUUACGCAUUUGUUUUUGAGAACAUCGAGUCUGUUCAGCUGGAAGCUCUGCUCUUAUCCUUGCUGAGCAUCGUUGUCCUUGUUCUCGUUAAAGAGCUGAAUGAACAGUUUAAAAGAAAAAUCAAAGUUGUUCUUCCUGUCGACUUGGUUUUGAUCAUUGCUGCCUCAUUUGCUUGCUAUUGUACCAACAUGGAAAACACAUAUGGAUUAGAAGUAGUUGGACACAUUCCAAAUGGGAUUCCUCCACCCCAUGCUCCACCCAUGAACAUCCUCUCUGCAGUGCUCACGGAAGCUUUUGGAGUUGCGCUUGUAGGCUACGUGGCCUCACUGUCUCUCGCUCAAGGAUCUGCCAAGAAGUUCAAAUAUUCAGUUGAUGACAACCAGGAAUUUUUGGCCCACGGCCUCAGCAAUGUGAUCCCUUCAUUUUUCUUCUGUAUCCCAAGUGCUGCUGCCAUGGGAAGGACGGCUGGUCUGUACAGCACAGGCGCAAAGACACAGGUGGCUUGUCUAAUAUCUUGCCUUUUCGUCCUUGUUGUCAUCUAUGCAAUAGGACCUUUGCUGUACUGGCUGCCCAUGUGCGUUCUUGCAAGCAUUAUUGUUGUGGGACUGAAGGGAAUGUUAAUACAGUUCCGGGAUUUAAAAAAAUACUGGAAUGUGGAUAAAAUCGAUUGGGGCAUAUGGAUCAGUACUUACAUAUUUACAAUAUGCUUUGCUGCCAAUGUGGGCUUGCUGUUCGGCGUUGUCUGCACCAUAGCUAUUGUGAUAGGACGCUUCCCAAGGGCAAAGACUUUAAGCGUAACGAACAUGAAAGAACUGGAGUUUAAGGUGAAGACAGAGAUGCAUGACGAAACCUUGCAACAGGUAAAAAUCAUCUCAAUAAACAACCCACUUGUUUUCCUGAAUGCAAAGAAGUUUAAUACUGAUCUAAUGAAAAUAAUCCUAAAGGAAAUUGACAGCAGUCAACCACUUGAUGAUGUCAGCAAGUGUGAACAGAACACCUUGCUCAACUCCCUGUCCAAUGGUAACUGCAACGAGGAUGUUUCCCAGCCCUGCCCCUGUGAGAAGUGUUCUUUGGUCCUGGAUUGCAAAGGCUUGACCUUUUUCGACUACACAGGAGUCUCUACGCUUGUUGAGCUUUACCUGGACUGCAAGAGCAGGGGUGUCGAUGUGUUCUUAGCCAAUUGCACAGCAUCCUUGAUAAAAGCAAUGACAUACUAUGGGAACCUAGACACUGAGAAACCAAUUUUUUUUGACUCAGUAUCUGCUGCAAUAAGUACCAUCCAGUCAAAUAAGAAUUUGAGCAAGGUCAGUGAUCACAGCGAAGUCUGAGGCCCCCUGUGAUGAAGUGCACAUCUCAUCUUUAGCAACUGCCCGGAAGAGGCCAGAUAUUGGCAUUUUGCACAAAUUUUGGUGUAUGGAUGCUGCGUAUGGCCUCUAUUUCAAUAAGAAUGAUAUGAGUCAGCAACUGCACAGCCACUGGCGACGGCUUGCUGACCCCUUAUUUUUCUAAUCUUUCUUAAUAAACAGAUUCAUUUAGUUGUUUUUUAUAGGGAUCAAUAUGCAUGUAGGUUUAGCUUACUAAAUAGUAAAGAUGCUUUUAUGAGAGUAUUUUGUAUGGUCUUAUCUCUAUUUUGUUGUAAGCUAACAAGUGGAAGAACACUUUAAUCGGAAGUGGUUUGGACUAUUUAUAAGCCGUUCAUAAAAAAAUAAGGUAAUCUAACUCUACGUAAAAAGAAGUUAGCAAAUGUGCCAUUUUCCCAUAUUUACCCCAGAGUUAUUUAAACAUCAGUAAGAUAAAGUAUCACCAUUUCAUACAGUGAAGAAUGAAAUCCACAGAAAUGAAGCAACUAGGAAAAAAGAUAAACUAGAAGAUAUUGAUAUCAAUACGGAUCAACACAAUCACUCUGGCAGUAUUCAUGGAUUCAGUUGUGCUUUUGUAUAAGGAAGAAACCUGGCGUUUUAGCAAAACCGAGUCCUUGAAAUUCGUCUGCUUAAUUGUGAAUACCGGAAACCACUAGGAUAUCCAGUCAGAUAGCUCUCAUUUCUACAUGCCACAUGUAAGAUUUUCGACUUUCAGCAUGAUUUUUAUUACAGUCAGAGAAUAUGAGAAUUCAGCAUCUAAUAUUUUUUCAGAUAGGAUCUUUUAGAUGACAAAAUAUCAUAAGUAGAAUGGUUUUAUGCUAUUUUGAUACAAGGUUAACUUUAGAAAUUGUGUAUUUUCUAUUUUAAAGAUAACAAGUCAAUAAAAUGUAGUAGGUAAUUUAUCUAUACCAAGAUAGAUAGAUGACAGAUAGAUGACAAACAGACGGAUGGCAGAUUGAUCUCCCUAGUAUGUUUCCAUUUUCUUUUGUUAGAGGUGAGCUUGGAUGUGAUUAUCUGUAAAUUCACCAAAAUAACACGAUAAUUGACAACACUAAGGGCCCGAUAGAAGUGUAGACACCAUUUCUCAAUGCGUGUAUAUUUCAUUUUAAAUUACAUACAAGUAUUCAAUUUCACAAUUUUCUAACAAAUUAACUUUUAUAUGAAGCCAUAGAUUACAAUUAUGCUUUAUUCUUAAUGGCAUUUAAACUAUUCUAGAGACUACCAUUAUCAGAAAAAGCCAGGCAUUGCAAAGUGAGUUUGAAAAGCAAGUUAAAAAUAGAAAUUAAAAAUUGGCCAUCUGGUGGUUCUCAUGGGCAUCAGUAAGAGCAAAUCCUAACUCCUGUCCCAGUGACGUAUUGAAAUAUUCCUCAACAAGUGUGUGGUACACAUUACUAUGAUCCUUAAUUUUAGCACCUCAGUCUUUAGUAAGAUGAAAUAAUAAAAUUAAACUGCCAAAAAUAGUGUUCCAAAUUUUCAUAGUCAUUUUAAUUUUUACUGAAACAAACUAAAAAGAACAGUAUUAGUUCCCAAAGGCCCAGGCUCUUCAUUGCUAAUUUGGUUAGUAACAAGUCAGGUGACUGUUAUUCAUCAUAUACGGUUCCAAGGGGAAGUCAAGGGAGAAUUAGAAAUAGCUUCCUUAUUAAAAGGAGUUUUAUUCUGUGUCAUCCAUUUGCAUUAUUCUAAAGGUUCAUGGUGGUGAUAUUCUCUACCCUCAAUCCACUGAUCCCUGUCAUAUAAUCAUGAGUCACGGAAAGCCAAGAACAGAAAUGUAUGAUGGUACAUAUAAAUUGAUAUUUGCUAUAAAAGUUUAGCCUAUAAUUGAGUUCAUGCAUUGUAGGCAUAUUAAACUUGUUGUAGAAGAUGGGCCACGGGUGACAUUAAAAUCAUUACAGCUAAUUGAUGGAUGAUUUGUUCUGUUUGUUGUUAAUUCUGGGACAGUAUUGUCUGAGAAAUUGCAUUUGAGAGCCUUUAGUAUUUAUAGUAUGUUUAGUGCAUAAAAAGUUAACAUCAUUAAUUUCAGUGUCAAAUAUUAAUGUUAUAUUCAAGGACAAGGCAAACCAAAUCACACACUGGGUUAAGUCCACUGAUUAUUCCAAGACCACGAGGACUGUUUACUCAAAGAAAGUCUCUUAAAUUAAGUCCUGUGAGUCCAAGAACUGCGUAUAAGUUUUAGACAUGCAAGUGUCUGUUUCAGAGAAGAAGCAGAGAACAUAGAAACUGCAAGACUACUCCAUUGUUGCAGUGUUUCUACCAGCACACUGACCUAGUCUUACAGGACAUCUUAUUUUUAUAUGAUAAACUUCUUCCGUAGUGCUUAUUGUAGUAAAAUAGCAUUAAAAACCAAAACUGAUCUAUACAGGUGUUGAGAAUCUAAUAUGGCAGAUAUGAAAUAUAUAACCAGGAAAUGACUGUUAACAUUACAUUUAUGCAAAUUAAAUGCCCUUAAAUUUUGCCAUUUGUCUUUCAUUUUAAAGGUUAUUUGCCCUCAAUUAUAUAAUUUCAGCAUUAUAAAGUUUAGCUUAAACCACUUUGCAAUAAUUUAUUUGACAGAUCUCUCAUGCAAUGUAAUGAGGAAAGAGAUCUUUCUUUUUUAAUGAAAACAUUAAUGUGUUAAUUUCCCAUAUGAGUCAUGCUUGACAUUUAAUGGUUGCCGAAAUAUGUUGGUAUGUUGCUGAACAUACACACACCUCUGAAAUGUCAGUUUUGUGUUCUGUUGGUUGAUCUGAUCCAGCACCAAAUAUGCUUUAUGGCAGUCAGUUUGUUGCCAGAUAGAUUUCAAAUAGGGAGUUAAGUGGUGCUUUCUCAAUCCAAAGAUCUGGAGUUAAAAAUCAUGUAGUCUAAUAUGCUGCACUUAUUUUUAUAUUUUUUCCAUGCAAUUAAUUAUUGUUUUUUAUAAUUAUGUGUACUAACUCAGUAUGUAACAACCAGUUUACAUGGAAAUAAAUUGAAAUAUGAUAAGUACAA
Molecule: messenger RNA, 5097 nt
Organism: Peromyscus californicus insignis
Lineage: Eukaryota; Metazoa; Chordata; Mammalia; Rodentia; Cricetidae
Gene: Slc26a7
Product: solute carrier family 26 member 7
Exons: 19
Coding region: 130-2100 (656 amino acids)
Biological process (GO): transmembrane transport
Cellular component (GO): membrane
Molecular function (GO): oxalate transmembrane transporter activity; sulfate transmembrane transporter activity; chloride transmembrane transporter activity
Source: RefSeq, a predicted model, not a curated record